Talpa occidentalis (Iberian mole) is the source of this 1448-nucleotide messenger RNA. RefSeq names its product cell growth regulator with ring finger domain 1 (gene CGRRF1). The record is from RefSeq and is a predicted model, not a curated record. Gene Ontology annotation, biological process: negative regulation of cell growth. NCBI's taxonomy places the organism in Eukaryota, Metazoa, Chordata, Mammalia, Eulipotyphla, Talpidae. The transcript has 6 exons. The coding region runs from base 95 to 1093 and encodes 332 amino acids.
GUAGUAGCCGUCCCCGGACCGGGCGGGCUGGGCUAGGCUGGCUUGGCUUAGGUUGAGCUGGGCUGCUGAGCCCAGCUCAGCCUGGGAGACCCUGAUGGCUGCGGUGUUUCUAGUAACGCUCUAUGAGUAUUCGCCGCUUUUCUACAUCGCAGUGGUCUUUACCUGCUUCGUCGUGACCACUGGCCUGGUCUUGGGAUGGUUUGGUUGGGAUGUUCCAGUAAUUCUGAGAAAUUCAGAAGAGACCCAGUUCAACACAAGAGUUUUCAAAAAGCAAAUGAGACAAGUCAAGAAUCCUUUCGGCUUAGAGAUCACUAAUCCAUCUUCAGCUUCACUUACAACUGGCAUAACUUUGACAACAGAUUGCCUUGAAGAUAGCCUCCUAACAUGCUACUGGGGAUGCAGUGUUCAAAAAUUAUAUGAAGCUCUACAGAAGCACUUUUAUUGCUUCCGAAUAAGCACUCCACAAGCAUUGGAAGAUGCGCUAUAUAGCGAAUAUCUCUAUCAAGAACAGUAUUUUAUUAAAAAAGACAGCAAAGAAGAAAUAUAUUGCCAGUUACCAAGAGAUACUAAAAUUGAAGACUUUGGUACAGUGCCCAGAUCACGCUAUCCAUUGGUAGCUCUGUUGACCUUAGCAGAUGAGGAUGACCGAGAAAUUUAUGAUAUUAUUUCCAUGGUGUCAGUAAUUCAUAUUCCUGAUAAGACUUACAAACUUUCCUGCAGAAUAUUAUAUCAAUAUUUACUCCUGGCUCAAGGUCAAUUUCAUGACCUUAAGCAACUUUUCAUGUCUGCAAAUAAUAAUUCCACUCCCUCCAACAAUUCCUCACAAGAAGAAAGAAACAUAGACCGAAGUUUGUUAGAAAAAGCUGGACUAUCUGAAAGUGAAGCAGAGCCUCCUGAGGAGAAUACCAAGGACUGUGUUGUUUGUCAAAAUGGAACUGUGAACUGGGUACUCUUGCCGUGUAGACACACGUGCUUGUGUGAUGGCUGUGUUAAGUAUUUUCAGCAGUGCCCAAUGUGCAGGCAGUUUGUUCAGGAAUCUUUUGCACUUUGCAGUCAAAAGGAACAAGAUAAAGAUAAACUGAAAACUCAUUGAGGAUGUUGUUACAACUGAAGAAUACACCUUCCACUGAAGAGGCAGAAAUUUGUGUUCUUGGAAUUAAUCAUAACAUGGAAUCUACAAUAUUGACUGUCGGUGUUUUAAUGCAUAUUUGUGUGGUAUACAAAAAUUAAUUAUUCCUUUUCUGUUCAGUGUGGUACAUACUGAAAUGCCAUCUGUAUUAAUAUAUAAAAAUCCACUCAGCUCUUGAGAAGGAUGCUUUAUCAGCUAAAAGAGUUCAUAUAAUGUAGAUUAGAAAAAUUCUGAAAAACAAUCCAUCUAAAAUUUGAGGAGGUAAAAGUCUUAAGAUUUCUGAAUGUUUUUCUUUUGACAUAAUCUGGAGUGCAAUUGG